AUGUUCAACGCCGCCGCUGCCGCGGUCGACCUCGCGCUCGCUGGCGCCGCGGUCGACCUCGCGACUGCCGGUGCUGCGCCCUCCUACGCCACGCUCGCUGAUGCCGUGCCCUCUUGCGCCACGCCCACAGGCGCCGCGCUCGAGCUCGCCGGUGGCGCGGCCGCCGCCGCCGCUGCCGCGCUCGCUGGUGCUGCGUUCGCAUGCGUCGCGCUCGCCUACACCGCGUUCAAGCCCGCGCUCGCCAGUGCUGCGCCCGCCACUGCCGCGCUCGAGCUCGAGCUCGCGCCUGCUGCCCCCACGCUCGAGCUCUCACCUGCUGCCGCCGCCGCCGCCGCCAGGCAUUUUUUUGGGUAUCGAUGGUUUAGCCGGUUUUUUACCGUGACCAGGAUAGAAGGCUCUCGAAGCCUAGUUGGAUACACGGUUCUAGCCCAAACCAGGGAGUAA
This is a messenger RNA of Sorghum bicolor (sorghum), 444 nucleotides long. Its product is annotated as ice-structuring glycoprotein-like. The transcript has a single exon. The record is from RefSeq and is a predicted model, not a curated record. Lineage: Eukaryota; Viridiplantae; Streptophyta; Magnoliopsida; Poales; Poaceae. Bases 1 to 444 code for a protein of 147 amino acids.